This is a messenger RNA of Ylistrum balloti, 1800 nucleotides long. RefSeq names its product neuroligin-4, X-linked-like. Gene Ontology annotation, biological process: presynaptic membrane assembly; chemical synaptic transmission; neuron cell-cell adhesion. Gene Ontology annotation, molecular function: signaling receptor activity; neurexin family protein binding. The record is from RefSeq and is a predicted model, not a curated record. Gene Ontology annotation, cellular component: cell surface; synapse. NCBI's taxonomy places the organism in Eukaryota, Metazoa, Mollusca, Bivalvia, Pectinida, Pectinidae. The coding region runs from base 1 to 1800 and encodes 599 amino acids. The transcript has 2 exons.
AUGUUUGCUGAAUAUGUAUUGUUUGUUCUCUGUAGUAGUUGGGCAUAUGGAGAUCAAAGAACUGUGUUAACAUCUGUAGGCUCCAUAACAGGGUUUAGCGGAUUUUCCAACUUUGAUGGUCGAGGAAACGGCACAAAAGUAUGGAAAUAUUUAGGUAUUCCUUAUGCCAAACCACCUAUCGGAGAACGGAGAUUCAGAAAGCCAGUUCCUAUGUCGAACUUCAAAACUGUAUUCAACGCUUUGAAUUUUGGGCCUGCAUGCCCUCAAGACAACAAAAUGGCGAGUAUGUGGAUUCCUGGUGAAAACAACUAUUCUGAAGAUUGUUUAACGUUGAAUAUAUUUGUACCGGAAGUGACAUCCUCAAGUGCUAGCAAACUUCCGGUUAUGUUCUGGAUCCACGGCGGAGCAUACAUUAUUGGUCAGUCUGGGAUAUAUUCUGGUGAAAAUCUAGCAGCAUUUGGGGAUGUGAUCGUAAUAACAAUUAAUUACAGACUUGGAUCUCUAGGUUUCCUAGCAACUCAUGAUGACGACACCAAAGGUAACUACGGUCUAUGGGACCAACAUCUUGCCUUACAAUGGAUACACAAUAACAUUGAUUCUUUUGGAGGAAAUCCGACGGAAGUGACGUUGUUCGGAGAAUCCGCCGGCGCAGCAAGUGCCGUAUAUCAAGCAAUGUACCCCGGCAACCGAGGAUUAAUGAAGAGGAUAAUAGUUCAAAGCGGAAGUGCCAAUAGCGCAUGGGCAUUUCAAAGUCGUGAUAAAUCUGCAAGAUAUACUAGGGUCAUUGGAAAAUCACUUGGUUGCCCAGAUUUGACGAAUACUGCAGCAAUCGUAAGGUGUCUGCGUGGAAAGUCGUUUCAAGAAAUCAUCGAUCACUCGAGGGUGGGGACACCGAAGGAAACAUUGUUUAGAACAGAGUUUGCCCCGGUGAUUGAUAACGAAAUAGUAUUCAUAGACGCACUUGCAGCUUUCGUUCCAGAAAGAGCCAUGCCUCGAAAGGUAAGAGAUUGGUUUUCUGAAAUUGACGUCAUCACAGGCAUAAACAAAGGGGACGGUGGAUUCAUCACAUCAGCGUCACUGUUGCCAUACAUACAGAACAUAAACAAAUCAUUUCCGUCAAAGAAUCCAGGUGAAAUCUUGGAAGAAACUGUAAUGCCGUUACUAUUGGCAGACCGCCUCGGAAACACAUCCGCCACACUAAACAAAGUUGCAGCGUUUCUCUAUAAGGAUUGGAACCAACCUCCUAACCAAAAUACAACAUUUCUUCACGAACUUCUGGAUAUUUCUUCAGAUCAUUUUUUCUUCAUUCCCUCACUGUUCACGGCGCGUACCCACUCAGAAAUCACAAAUAGUGCUUCUACCUAUCUCUUCCAGUUUUCCCAUCAUUCCUCAUACAUCGAAACAUCUGAUUGGAUAGAGGGCGCUCAACAUGGUGAGGAGAUCCCGUACGUAUUUGGUUUUCCAGCUGGAACUUUGAAAACGGCAAUGAAAUAUCCGGAUCACGUGACCGCAACACAGAGGAUGUUGUCCACGAACAUGAUGACAUAUUGGACAAACUUUGCCAAGACAGGAAAUCCUAAUUUGCCUAUAUCAGUAGUGGACGGUCCAGUGUGGUCGAAGUAUGACCUUGACCAUCAACAUUAUAUUGACUUUGAUACCAAUAUUACAAUUAAUUCUCGAAUGUACGCUACACGCGAAGCAUUUUGGUUACACUUGGCGCGCGAACUUCAGGACACCGUCAUAUCUAGCGGGACCUCUACGAAUGUGUUUCCCCCAUUUCCGGGAAUCAUCAUAGGCUGA